GCGUUUCUGAUUGGCCGAGGCUGACAGAAAAGGCGUGUCUUGCCCAUAUAUGGGCGCGGCUUCGUGCCGCAGUCUGUGGUUGUUUCAGCGGGCGCUGCGGAGCUCGAGCUUCGCUAAAGUCAUGUGUGCCCAAGCCAACGACUGGCAGUCGGCCAAAUCCAUAUAUGAGUUCUCAGCCAAAGACAUCGAUGGAAAUGAAGAGUCUCUGGAGAAAUACAGGGGUUAUGUGUGUAUCAUCACUAACGUAGCCUCUAAAUGAGGCAAGACCCCCGUAAACUACACUCAGCUUGCGGCAAUGCACGCCACGUACGCUGAGAAAGGUUUACGCAUCCUGGGCUUCCCCUGCAACCAGUUUGGAAAGCAGGAGCCUGGGACAGAGGCGGAGAUCAAGGAGUUUGCCAAAGGCUACAAAGCAGAGUUUGACCUCUUCAGUAAGAUCGAGGUGAACGGAGACGGAGCUCAUCCGCUCUGGAAGUGGAUGAAAGAGCAGCCCAAAGGCAAAGGCACUCUGGGGAACAACAUCAAGUGGAAUUUCACUAAGGUAAUUGGUUUGUUUAAUUGUAUGUAAAUAGAUCAUAUUUAUUCUCUGCC
Messenger RNA from Cyprinus carpio (common carp), 591 nucleotides. RefSeq names its product glutathione peroxidase 4b (gene gpx4b). The record is from RefSeq and is a predicted model, not a curated record. The transcript is spliced from 5 exons. NCBI's taxonomy places the organism in Eukaryota, Metazoa, Chordata, Actinopteri, Cypriniformes, Cyprinidae.